AUGAUGCGCUCUAUGACUGCGCUCUUUACGGUGUGCGCCGUGGCGGCGUCCGCAAGGAGGCAUGGUGUAUCACAGAGUGGCGGCGGUGACGUUAGGUCUGUAGGUACAGAGAUCAGCUUUUCAGAGGCAUUUUUCUCGUUCUUCACGAGAAGGGAGGCUGCUUCUGGUGGAAGCUGCGGUCCCUCCGCUGGUAAUGCUGUUUGCGCGGCGGGUCUAUGCUGCUCAGCUGCUGGUAUAUGUGGCACGGGGGCCGCGUUCUGCAGUGCGCCAGACUGCCAGCUAUCAUUCGGGCCAGCCUGUGAUGGAAACCAAGCGCCAACAGGGAGUGAUACGUCGAAAGUCCCGCGCCCGGUGCUUGGCAAUGUCCCGUAUGGGGUCUCCAUCAGCCAUUGUACUGUGAACGGGAAGGUGGCGCUGACUUUCGACGACGGCCCCUAUAUCUACACCUCGGAGCUGCUCGAUACUCUGAAGAGGAACAGCGUUAAGGCGACAUUCUUCGUUGUUGGAAAUAACGGCGCAAAGGGGCAUAUCGAGCUGGCCUCUACCGGGUAUCCCGCCAUUCUGCAACGAAUGUACGCCGAUGGCCAUCAGAUCGGAAGUCACUCAUGGAGCCACCAGGACCUCGGGAAGGUCACGGCCCAGCAGCGUCGAGAUCAGAUUCUCAAGAAUGAGGUUGCCCUGGUGGAUAUUUUGGGCUUUAUCCCCACAUACUUCAGGCCGCCGUACACAAGUUGCCCUGAUGAUUGUCUGAAGGACCUGGGCGAUCUGGGAUACCACGUUGCUAACUAUGACAUUGAUACCCGGGACUGGCAGGGCGACUACACUCCGGGAUCAUCAUCCUGGAUAUCGCUCGCGCACGAUAUUCAGCCAAAUACUGUCCACAGUUUUGCACAGUACAUGAUUGACCAAGCCCAUCAUCUCGGCUACGAGCUCGUGCCCUUGGGCCAGUGUCUGGGAGACCCUGAGGCCAACUGGUACCGUGAUCCAGUAAGUGGCCAGGCCUGGACCGGGAAGUCUCAGCAGCAGUCAUCCUCUUCGUCGGGCACCCAAUCAAGUGCACCUGCCACUGUUGCGAUGCAAAGCCCUGUCGCCGCCCACGCUUCUCCAGCGUCGACUUCCUCGGGCGCCUCGCCGUUGACGCUGCUGACAUCGCAAGCUCUGUCGAUGAGCGUCACCCUGUCACUGGUGUCGACCUUGCUCGUCACUGCAACGUCAGAUCCCACGGUGCCAACGCCGACUCCCGCCGCUGUGGGUGGUGCCUUUGCCGCCGGGACGGACAACGAUACAUCCUCGUCCGCGUCAUCAACGAUAGCUGCCAACGCCACAUUGGAGCCUGCGGCAAGUGGAGCGGUGGACUUGAGCUCGUCGGCUUUUGGAUUUGUGCUGGGGUUCUCGGCCCUCUUGUGGCUGUACUGA
Neoarthrinium moseri is the source of this 1416-nucleotide messenger RNA. RefSeq lists its product as uncharacterized. NCBI's taxonomy places the organism in Eukaryota, Fungi, Ascomycota, Sordariomycetes, Amphisphaeriales, Apiosporaceae. The record is from RefSeq and is a predicted model, not a curated record. The coding region runs from base 1 to 1416 and encodes 471 amino acids. Gene Ontology annotation, biological process: carbohydrate metabolic process. Gene Ontology annotation, molecular function: chitin binding; hydrolase activity, acting on carbon-nitrogen (but not peptide) bonds. The transcript has 4 exons.